Messenger RNA from Coccidioides immitis RS, 2124 nucleotides. RefSeq names its product c-24(28) sterol reductase. The coding region runs from base 360 to 1769 and encodes 469 amino acids. Gene Ontology annotation, molecular function: Delta24(24-1) sterol reductase activity. The record is from RefSeq and is a predicted model, not a curated record. Gene Ontology annotation, cellular component: endoplasmic reticulum membrane. Gene Ontology annotation, biological process: ergosterol biosynthetic process. NCBI's taxonomy places the organism in Eukaryota, Fungi, Ascomycota, Eurotiomycetes, Onygenales, Onygenaceae. The transcript is spliced from 4 exons.
UUGACCAAUAGGAAACAUAGAAAUUUUAAAUCGACGAGUCGGCUAAUGCUGAUUGGCUCGCUUUCAACUGCCUGUCUCCAUUCUCCAGCGGUGAUUGGCUCGCUUUGCUUUUCCGCAGCGGGGGAAUUCCCUUUCUCUGAACGGCAAGUCGCAGACGUUUGUAUGUAUGUCUGUAUCUGGCAUCUACGGAGUACAUAUAUCUAGAAUUUCCCCCCCCCCCCCCCGGUCGAGAUGGCGACAGGAAUGUUCAUCUUGGGCUUCGUUGCCAUCUCUGAUUACGGAGACUUCUCAUCCCAGAUUUCAUUGACGCUCCCUACACAAACACACAUACGAAAAAGCCACCCAGCAUACCUCAGGUCAUGACUGCGAAGGCUAGAGGCCGGGACCAUUCCACGUCGACAGGUCAGGUAGAGAAGGCCCCAGAGUCGACCACCAAGUUCAGCGAUGGCGCAUCCGACGAAUUCGAGUUCGGCGGCUCCCUUGGAGUCACCGCGUUGAUGCUCGGUUUCCCCCUGUUGAUGUGGUACAUGUGGAUCGGCGCAACGUACUACAACGGGCACCUCCCCUUGCCCGACGACAACCAGAGCUGGCGCGAGUUCGUCGGUCACCUGCUUGAUCUCGUCUACGAGGGAGCCUAUCCGACCGCCAAAGCCUGGGCCAUCUACUGGACGUUCUUCGUCUUCGAGGCGGUCAUGUACUGCUACAUGCCCGGCGUGCUGACCUACGGCCGGCCCCUGCUCCACGAGGGCGGCAAGAAGCUCCCCUACUACUGUUCCGCCUACACCAGCUUCUACGCAACGCUCGCCGUCGCCGCGAUCCUGCACGCCACACGUGUCUUCCCGCUGUACACGCUCAUCGACGAGUUCGGGCCCAUCAUGACCGUAGCCAUCCUGUCGGGCUUCCUGAACAGCCUGAUCGUCCAUGUCCAGGCCAUCGUGCGGCGGCGGACGCACCGCCUCACGGGCUAUCCCAUCUACGACUUCUUCAUGGGCGCUGAGUUGAAUCCGCGCAUUGGAAUAUUGGACUUCAAGAUGUUCUACGAGGUCCGGAUCCCGUGGUUCAUCCUGUUCCUCAUCACCUGCUCCGUGGCCGCUCGCCAGUAUGAGACGUACGGGUACGUCUCGGCCGAGGUACUCUUCCUGGCCAUGGCGCAUUUCCUGUACACCAAUGCUUGUGCUAAGGCGGAGCAGUUGAUCAUCACCAGCUGGGACAUGUACUUCGAAAAGCUAGGCUUCAUGCUUACCUUCUGGAACAUGGCCGGCGUGCCCUUCACCUACUGCCACUGUGCCCUAUACUUCGCGAAUCACGACCCGGCGGAGUACCGCUGGAACCCUUACGCCUUGACCACGCUCUUCGUCACCUACCUCUUCAUGUACUGGAUGUGGGACACCGCCAACGGCCAAAAGAACGGAUUCCGCCAGAUGGAGAGGGGCCAGCUCAUCAAGCGCAACACCUUCCCCCAACUGCCGUGGCAGAUCAUCGAGAAACCGAAGGCCAUCGAGACGGAUGCUGGAGAUCGCAUCUUGGUGGACGGCUGGUUUGCGAUUGUUCGAAAGCCGAACUAUGUUCCCGACAUGUUCUUCUCUAUGUCUUGGGGUCUGAUCACCGGGUUCAAGAGCCCUUUCCCUUGGUUCUAUUCUAUCUUCUUUAUGGUCAUGAUCAUUCAUCGGACCAGAAGGGACAUUGAGAGAUGCCGAAGGAAGUACGGCGAGGCCUGGAAGCGGUACGAGAAUGAGGUUCCCUACUUAUUCAUUCCGUAUGUUAUUUAAGAAGAGAUUGCGGCCGGGAUGACGUGGUCCACAGACUCAAGUCGGAACAGGUUCGGGUACAAUUAUCCUCGCGUGGGUAGAGGUCGGCUGUUUCCCCCGUUGGGAUAUAUAUAUAGUGCUCUGUCAACCUGCCAAGCUGGAAACUCAAGUCCAGCGAGGUUUCUUGUACGAGGAGGAUGCGAAAGUGGCAAAGUGACCUGUUGAAGGCCAUCAGGAUAUGAAGUUUUGGGAAACAAAAAUCACUCGCCAUGGGCAACAUGGCCGGGGUGAAUUUGGCGGAAUGCAUGUCAUGCAACCCAGGCUUGGGAGAUAACAUGUAUGGAGGUUAAAAUGACCGGCUUUCGCUGCUGCCGGG